CAUCUUCUCUUCUCUGAUGGAUACCAAAAUAUUGACUUCUCAAUGGCUUCUCAGGGCUUGCUGGGCUUGCUCUUUCUUGUCCUUUUUGUCCUUAGUAUCGGCACAACAAUUGGAGCAAAUAGCCAACUCUCCCCAGAUUACUACCAGUCCACAUGCCCAGAUGCAUUAUCAAUUGUGCAGCAAGAAGUUGCUGCUGCAAUACAGAAUGAAACUCGAAUGGGAGCCUCUUUACUUCGAUUGCAUUUCCAUGAUUGCUUUGUUAAUGGCUGCGAUGCAUCGAUCUUGCUGGAUGACAACGCUACCUUUGUAGGAGAAAAAACAGCUGGAGCAAAUAAUAACUCAGUUAGAGGUUUUGAUGUCGUUGAUAAUAUUAAAGCUAAACUUGAGCAGGCUUGUCCUGGAGUGGUGUCUUGUGCUGAUAUUCUUGCCAUUGCAGCCAGGGACUCGGUUGUUUAUCUGGGGGGUCCUUCAUGGAACGUUAGAUUGGGAAGAAGAGAUUCAACCAGUGCUAGUAGAGAUGCUGCAAACGCCUUUAUUCCUGCACCUCGUUUCAAUCUAAGUGCUCUCAUAUCAAGCUUCUCUGCACAGAAUCUCUCAGUAAAGGACUUGGUAACCCUUUCCGGCGCUCACACAAUAGGCCUGGCGAGGUGCACAAAUUUUAGGGCACACAUCUACAAUGAUACAGAUAUUGACUCCUCUUUUGCAGAUUCAUUGCAGAAAAUAUGCCCAUUUACCGGAAACGAUGAUGUUUUAGCCAAUCUUGACUACCAAACACCAACCUGUUUUGAUAAUUUUUAUUACAAGAAUUUGCUGAACAAGAAAGGCCUUCUUCAUUCAGACCAGGAGCUCUAUAAUGGCAACAGUUCUACCGAUUCUCUAGUACAAAAAUAUGCCACAAACAAUAAUGUAUUUUUCCAGGAUUUUGCCAAGGCUAUGAUCAAGAUGGGAAACAUCAAUCCUCUUACAGGAAGUGCAGGAGAAAUCAGGAACAAUUGCAGAAAAGCCAAUAUGUAUUAUGUGUAACAAAUCAUUGAAUUUUAAUUAAUAUGUAAGGCAAUUUAGCCCUAUCUUUAAAAAAACAUAAGGCCGAUUUUUACAA
This is a messenger RNA of Mangifera indica (mango), 1099 nucleotides long. Its product is annotated as peroxidase P7-like. The transcript is spliced from 4 exons. Bases 43 to 1023 code for a protein of 326 amino acids. Gene Ontology annotation, molecular function: peroxidase activity; heme binding. Gene Ontology annotation, biological process: hydrogen peroxide catabolic process; response to oxidative stress. NCBI's taxonomy places the organism in Eukaryota, Viridiplantae, Streptophyta, Magnoliopsida, Sapindales, Anacardiaceae. The record is from RefSeq and is a predicted model, not a curated record.